This is a messenger RNA of Sus scrofa (pig), 1866 nucleotides long. RefSeq names its product protein inhibitor of activated STAT 4 (gene PIAS4). Gene Ontology annotation, molecular function: zinc ion binding; SUMO ligase activity; transcription coregulator activity. The record is from RefSeq and is a predicted model, not a curated record. NCBI's taxonomy places the organism in Eukaryota, Metazoa, Chordata, Mammalia, Artiodactyla, Suidae. Gene Ontology annotation, biological process: protein sumoylation; regulation of transcription by RNA polymerase II. Gene Ontology annotation, cellular component: chromatin.
CAUAGGCCCCGCCCGCGAGUGGAGGGCAGUCACGUGACGCGACGGCUGGGGGCUCCCGGCGCGGGGGACGCUGGUGGCCAAGAUGGCGGCGGAGCUGGUGGAGGCCAAAAACAUGGUGAUGAGUUUCCGAGUCUCCGAUCUUCAGAUGCUCCUGGGUUUUGUCGGCCGGAGUAAGAGCGGACUCAAACACGAACUUGUCACCCGGGCCCUCCAGCUGGUUCAGUUUGACUGUAGCCCUGAGCUAUUCAAGAAGAUCAAGGAGCUCUACGAGACGCGCUACGCCAAGAAGAGCUCAGAACCCACACCCCAGCCCCACCGGCCCCUGGACCCCCUGGCCAUGCACUCAGCCUAUGACCGGGCCAGCUCGGUGCCCAGGACUCCCCUCACGGGCCCCAACAUUGACUACCCCGUGCUCUACGGGAAGUACUUAAACGGACUCGGACGCUUACCUGCCAAGACCCUCAAGCCGGAAGUGCGCCUGGUGAAGCUGCCCUUCUUUAACAUGUUGGAUGAAUUGCUAAAGCCCACAGAGCUGGUUCCACAGAAUAACGAGAAGCUUCAAGAGAGCCCGUGCAUCUUUGCCUUGACGCCCAGACAGGUGGAGCUGAUCCGGAACUCCAGAGAACUACAGCCCGGGGUCAAGGCCGUGCAGGUCGUCCUAAGAAUCUGCUAUUCAGACACCAGCAGCCCUCAGGAAGACCAGUACCCACCCAACAUUGCCGUGAAGGUCAACCACAGCUACUGCUCUGUCCCGGGCUACUACCCCUCAAAUAAGCCUGGAGUGGAGCCCAAGAGGCCGUGCCGCCCCAUCAACCUCACCCACCUCAUGUACCUGUCCUCGGCCACCAACCGCAUCACUGUCACUUGGGGGAACUACGGCAAGAGUUACUCUGUGGCCUUGUACUUGGUGCGGCAACUGACUUCCUCCGAGCUGCUGCAGAGGUUGAAGACCAUCGGGGUCAAGCACCCGGAGCUGUGCAAGGCGCUGGUCAAAGAGAAACUGCGCCUGGAUCCCGACAGCGAGAUCGCCACCACAGGCGUGCGGGUCUCCCUCAUCUGCCCGCUGGUGAAGAUGCGGCUGUCCGUGCCCUGCCGUGCAGAGACUUGUGCGCACCUGCAGUGCUUCGAUGCUGUCUUCUACCUCCAGAUGAACGAGAAAAAGCCCACUUGGAUGUGCCCGGUGUGUGACAAGCCGGCCCCCUAUGACCAACUCAUCAUUGAUGGGCUCCUCUCCAAGAUCCUGAGCGAGUGCGAGGAUGCCGAUGAGAUCGAGUACCUGGUGGAUGGCUCGUGGUGCCCAAUCCGUGCCGAGAAGGAGCGCAGCUGCAGCCCGCAGUGCCCCAUCCUUGUGCUUGGCACCUCGGACGCCAAUGGGCUCCUUUCUACCCCCAACGUCAACGGCGGGGGUGGUGGCGCACUCGGGGGCGCAGGCGGUGGGGGCGGUGCGCCAGGAGGUGUGGAGAACGGGAAGCCGGGGGCUGACGUGGUGGACCUCACGCUGGACAGCUCAUCUUCCUCAGAGGAAGAGGAGGAGGAAGAGGAAGAUGAGGAGGACGAGGACGAGGAGGGCCCCCGGCCCAAGCGCCGUUGCCCCUUCCAGAAGGGCCUGGUGUCGGCCUGCUGACCGCUCGCUGCCAGCGGGACACUCGACUUUCCUGGUGCUCACCACGCGGAGGGGCGCAGGCGGGCCUUGGGCACAGAGGGAGGAGUGAUUUUUUUUUCUUUCUUUUUAUUGUUGUUCAUUUUGGUUUUCCACCCCUUUCCCUGGCUCCUGGCACCUGUACCUCUGGACUCUCCUAUUGGAGGAUUAAAAAAAAGUAAAAUGACAAAAAAAAAGUACAAAAAAAAAAAAAAAGAAAAAAGAAA